AUGGCAGCCCCUCAGCAGCCAGUGCCUCCAUACGCUUUGGCGCCGCUUCUCAUCCCUACGCUUGGCAGCGACGACGAUGCCGAAUCUCUGCAUCCCGGAUCUCCGGUUGCGAUUCAGCAAAAUGCGCAGCGAUCCAUCCGCUGCUCCGAGUCCGACGGCACACAUCUCUACAUCGGCACCUCGGACGGUCAGAUCCACUCGUUCAACAUCCGCUACCGCAAGUCUGACGCGGCACAAGGCUCGUCACAGCAAUGCACAUACAGCCUCAAAUCGAGCCGCUCCAUAUCCAGCCAUGCGAAACCCGUCGAAAAGAUCGUCCUUCUACGACCCUUCCGCGCAGCUGCCGUCCUGUGCGAAGGUGUCGUCAACUUCUUCUCCACGCCCGACUGGACACCGAUACGCAGUCUGCCAUCCACAAGAGCUGUCAGUACCAUCGUAUUGGAUGACGAAGAGGCGCAAUCCGACACAGGCACCGACGCUGCUGGAAUGAUUAGCGUCUGCCUCGUACGUCGCAAAAACAUCAUCCUCGCCAAAAUCGGCUCAGACGGCCGCUCGGAUCUCCUCUGGUCCACCAUCAAGGACGUGCCUCUUCCCGGCGGCGCCAUCUUUGCUCGUCGCUACGCAGAUACCCUGUGCAUCGCCAACGCCACCGAGUACAGCCUCGUCAACCUCUCUUCCGGCUCCAUCACCCAGCUCCAUCUGCCCAUCAGUCAGACCGGCGAGUCUCCCUCCGCCCAGGUCAGGCCCAGCAUCGUCACGGUUCCUGUCCAGCCUUCUUCGCUCAGGCAAGGCAGCGUCUCCCCAGAGGUCGGCCGCGGCUCCAGCGCUGCCGCUUCGCCUUCCGCCAACUGCGAGUUUCUCGUCACGUCGCACAGUGGUUCCAGCACCCUCGGCGUCUUUGUCAAGCCCUCGGGCGAGCCGGCGCCCAAGCUGCUCGAAUGGCCGUCGCAUCCCCGCUCCGUCGCCUUCGACGGCAAGCAUCUAGUAUCGCUGCUUCGUAACGAUACCGUCGAGCUCCACCGCAUCCGCUCCGACUCGACCCACAGGCUUCAGACCAUUCAGCUGCCGCCAGGUCUCGAUCCGCGUUUCCUGCAGCCCGUUUCGCACCCAGCAGAUGCACAACCUAGCGCGUCCGACCCAUCCGUCUCUACAAGCAGCGAUCUGGACAUCGUCAAGGUCAACCUCGCCCACCUCGAUGGCUCUGACGCCACCUUGUUGAGUCGCGCUCAGGAAGACCAGCACGCAUCGUCAUCUUCGCCAUGCCAGAUCCUCUUGUGUGGCAGAAACUCCACCUCGGCUGUUCAGCAGGACUCACUGCUAGGCUGGACAUCCCAACAGCUUCGUCGCGGCCGUAUCCGCAAUCUCCGGCAGAGCCUCGCCUCGUACAGAGAGAACGCAAACGAUGAUGCUACCAACUCUAGCGCUUUGCAGUCUUCUCUCGAGGCAUCGGCUGCGCACGCACGCUUGGGCAUCGAACUCUUGCAUCGUGCAGACUUUGCUGCGGCGUCGGAUGUUUUGAGUCACGCCCACCUCGAUCCACGUUGGAUCCUGGGCUGCUUCCCAUCUCUGCUGCCCGAGGGCCAAGCGCUGGGAGAGGCCAUUCUACCGGCACUCCUGCUCCCCGAUCUCGAAAAGUUGAAGCGCAAGGAUGGCAACGGCAUCCAAAGCAUCGAGAACAUCAUCGUCGCCAACCUCACUCUCAACUACUCUCCUCCUUUGGACGUCGACAAGGACCGCGCCCUCUCGGAACUCAAGCAAACACUGCUGCACCGUUCCGACGCAAUGCUCCGUCGUCUCUUGGAGGACUGGCGUGCAGCUGCCGUCGACGCAGCACAUCCAUGGGCUGGUACAUACAUGGACGAGCACAUGCUGGCCAACGUCCACAACCGCGUCGACUCGGCGUAUCUUCACCUGCUUGCGCAGGGCCGUGGGACGGACAACCCAGAUGCAGCUUCGAUCAAGCGCGAGAUGGCGGCGUUCCUCGACUCGAACCACGCUUGCGAGCCUGCCGUGGUAGAGAAGCUUCUCAAGGACAAGGGGUUCUUGCUGCUCCUCGCAAGACACUAUGAAUCGGUCGGCAACGUCGAGGGGGCGCUCAGCAUCUUGGCGGGCUUGGUGGAUGGCAAGCAGAGCGAUGCGCUCGAGCAGAGCAUUGACACCAGCGCUACGGUAUCCAAGAUCGCCGAUCUGCUUUCUGGACAGCAGGAUGCCAGCUUGGUCUCCGAGUACGGUCGCUGGCUUGUGCGCAAAGACCCUGAAGCUGGUAUCCGCAUUCUCACCGCCCAGACUGCUGCGUCGGAUUCCGCUGCGACCCAAAAGACGCCCUCGCGAAGCAAGGCGCAGGAGCUGGAUGCGAUCCGAUUGCAGAAAGCGACCAUCGACGAGCUGCGCCAGAUCGAUGCGGACGCGGCGACCAAGUAUCUCGAGGUGGUUGCGCUGUCCACGUCCAAGGUGCAGGACGAGCAGAUGCACCGCGAGCUGGCGGCGGCUCUCAUCCGGCGCGUCGCCAAGCAUCUCGAGGAUGCCGAGUACCGAACGAAGAUGGAGUCGAUCGAGCACGAGUAUGCGGACGGCUCGUAUGCCGAGUCGUUCUUUGCGCACCUGGCGUUGGCGUGCAGCGGCUCGAGCAUGGACGUGGAUCGACUCAAGCUGUCGAUGCUGCUGCAGGGGUCCACCAUGCUGGACUACGGCGCGGUGCUGUUGAUGAUCGAGCCGCUGCCGACGCUGGCGUACGAGCGUGCGAUUGUGUUGGGUAAGCUGGGACGCGAUGCGGAUGCGCUGUCUCUGCUGGCCAUCACGCUGAGGGAUGCCAACAGUGCCGAGGCGUACUGCUCGCAGGACGGUGAGGUGCUUUCGCCCAUGCUGGCAGCUUCUAUCGCCGAGGACCACGAGGAGUUGCGUCCGUUUGCAGCGAUGCUCAGCCGCACACAUGCACAGCGCAUCAAGACACAUGCCAAGCAGGAGCAGCAAGCUGGCCGCACAGGGGCAGCACAGCGAAAGCAGACGCUGCUCAAGGAGCUUCUGUCGGUGUACAUGGCGAAUGGCGCACACGAAAAGUUCCGCAUCGCUACGGCGCAUUUGCUGAAUACGCAGGCGCUGCACCUCGACAGCCAGCAGGUGCUCGAGCUGGUGCCUGCCGAUUGGUCGAUCCAGACGCUCGAGACGUUCCUCACGCAGAGUCUGCGACGUCAGCUUCAUCGCCGACGCGAAGUGGCCAUGCUGCGCAGCAUCGCAAAGUGCCGCAGCCUCGACCUGGCCGAAGAUCUGUGGGCACGUCAGCGCGCCAUGGGCGGCAUUGUGCAAGAUACGGAUUUGGGCGGCGCCGAGGACAGCGCUGCAUCGUUCGAUGCCGUACACCAGUCCAGCCUGGCAGAAGGCAAAGCACACUUGGACGAUCAGGACAGCAACGCUCAAAGCGAAAAGCGGCGAACCGGCGGUCUCGAUACGAGCGACCGAGCAAAAGUGGAGAUUGUCCACGCCGAUUAUAGCGCCCCCACAUCUGCUGUCGUCUACGCCGAGCGCGAGGACGGUGCGGACGGCGAUCUUGGCUGA
Moesziomyces antarcticus is the source of this 3552-nucleotide messenger RNA. RefSeq names its product transforming growth factor-beta receptor-associated protein 1. Gene Ontology annotation, cellular component: cytoplasm; fungal-type vacuole membrane. The transcript has a single exon. The record is from RefSeq and is a predicted model, not a curated record. Gene Ontology annotation, molecular function: protein binding. NCBI's taxonomy places the organism in Eukaryota, Fungi, Basidiomycota, Ustilaginomycetes, Ustilaginales, Ustilaginaceae. Gene Ontology annotation, biological process: endosomal vesicle fusion; autophagy; vesicle-mediated transport. Bases 1 to 3552 code for a protein of 1183 amino acids.